AUGGGCACUCUUACUCCUCCGCAUGAAUUCUAUGGGCCGCAGGGAUGGACCAGGAUGUACUCCAGUGGGAGGAGGUACGAGACAGUGGUCGUUGGUGCAGGCGCAGGUGGUAUCGGGGCUGUUGGGAAUCUGCUCGAGGUGCAGAAGGGUCCGAUCUUGUGGGCUGAUGAGUUAUUCGACGGAGGAAGGCUCAACAAGUAUUACCGCGAGGUGCCUUCGAAUACCAAGGCCAAGUUCUUCACCAAAUACGCCGAAGGUGUCGAGGUAUUCAGGAAAAUCGCGAAGGAGACCCCUGAACCCAACGCCAUGAGCCGUCUCCUCAGCCUCAACCCAGAGAAGACAUGUCACAUCGCACAAGCAGCAGACCUGUGUCUGAUGUUGACAAAUGGGCUGGAUGAGCAGAAAGGGGUCACAAAGCACCAAGGCAGAGUCACCGAUGCAACAUGGUCAAACUCAACUUGGAGCGUUUCGAUCUCACCACCCAGCGGCUCUUCACCACCCACACAAGUCGACGCCAGCAGGCUUGUCCUGUGCACCGGCUCCUCACCCACCAGCGGCCCUCUCCCCGUCAGUCACCUGCAGGAACUCCACCUUGACACCGCCCUCUCGCCCACACUCCUCUCCAAACUCCUCCCCACCAACCAGCCCACGCAGAUCGGCGUGAUCGGCGCCUCCCACUCCGCCAUCCUCGUCCUGCGCAACCUGUCCCGCCUGGCUUCCAGCACCCACCCCCGGUUACGCAUCAAGUGGUUCACCCGCCAUCCUCUCCGGUACGCCGAGGAGCGCGACGGAUGGAUCCUGCGGGACAACACGGGUCUCAAGGGCGAGGUCGCGAGCUGGGCGCGCGAGAACCUGGAGGAGGAGGUCCUGUCCUCGUCUUCCGUCUCGGGCCACCUCGUCAAGAUCGCGACCAGCCACGGCGACGAGACGGACACGUACAAGCGCGAGCUGGCGGACUGCACGCACGUGUGCCAGGCCAUCGGAUACAAGCCGGACGCGCUGCCGGAGCUGAGGGUCGAGGGAAGGACGGUGACGCCCAGGUUCGAGAACACGACGGGCUCAUUCGUCGACUUGGAGUCUGGGGCGAGGAUACAGGGGCUGUUUGGUGCUGGUAUCGCGUUCCCACAGCGGGUGGUUGAUCCCGAAGGGAACGUGGAGCAUGCGGUUGGGCUGUUCAAAUUUAUGAACUUUUUAAAGAAGGUGGUUCCGGAAUGGUAG
Molecule: messenger RNA, 1218 nt
Organism: Diaporthe citri
Lineage: Eukaryota; Fungi; Ascomycota; Sordariomycetes; Diaporthales; Diaporthaceae
Exons: 1
Coding region: 1-1218 (405 amino acids)
Source: RefSeq, a predicted model, not a curated record